Paramecium pentaurelia is the source of this 273-nucleotide messenger RNA. The record is from the annotation of a GenBank genome assembly. Lineage: Eukaryota; Ciliophora; Oligohymenophorea; Peniculida; Parameciidae.
AUGACUAAAUAAAUUCUAAAAAUCAUCAUUACAAGAAAUUAUGAAGUAAAAUAUAUAUAUCAUAUAAAUAUAGAAAAUUAAGACUUAUAGAAGAUUUCCAUGGAAAGAUCAUGAAUUUAAUAAAUGUGAAAAUAGAGCAUAAGAAAUCUAUUAAAAAUAUCAUUCAUAAUAAUUCAGUAUUUUUAAAUAUUAAAUUUAGAAAAUGAAAAGAAACUUUUGAAAAAGGAAUUAAUUAAAUUAGAACAUAUUGAAAUAUCUGAAUCUAUAUCAUGA